Struthio camelus australis is the source of this 2751-nucleotide messenger RNA. NCBI's taxonomy places the organism in Eukaryota, Metazoa, Chordata, Aves, Struthioniformes, Struthionidae. The record is from RefSeq and is a predicted model, not a curated record.
GUCCUGAAAACCUAGGAUGGUCCUUCAGAAGCUUGGGAAAGCAGAUGAAACAAAAGAUGAACAGUUUGAACAGUGUGUGCAGAACUUCAACAAGCAGCUGUCAGAAGGCACAAGGCUGCAGAAGGAUCUCCGAACUUACUUGGCUUCUGUAAAAGCCAUGCACGAGGCCUCCAAGAAGCUGACGGAGUGUUUGCAGGAAGUUUAUGAGCCGGAUUGGCCUGGGAGAGAUGACACGAAUAAAAUAGCAGAGAACAAUGACCUCCUCUGGACGGAUUUCCAUCAGAAGCUGGUGGAUCAGGCACUUCUGACCAUGGAUACGUACCUUGGCCAAUUCCCAGACAUUAAAUCUCGUAUAGCGAAGCGGGGAAGGAAGCUUGUGGAUUACGACAGCGCCAGACACCAUUUUGAAGCCCUGCAAACUGCAAAGAAGAAGGACGAAACCAAAAUCGCAAAGCCUGUUUCGCUGCUUGAGAAAGCUGCGCCUCAGUGGUGUCAAGGGAAGCUACAAGCUCACCUCGUUGCGCAAACUAAUCUGCUCCGAAAUCAGGCUGAAGAAGAGUUAGUAAAGGCUCAGAAGGUGUUCGAAGAGAUGAACGUUGAUCUGCAGGAGGAGCUGCCUUCACUAUGGAAUAGUCGUGUUGGUUUCUACGUCAACACAUUCCAGAGUAUAGCGGGCCUAGAAGAGAACUUCCAUAAAGAAAUGAGCAAGUUGAACCAAAACCUCCAUGAUGUCCUGCUGGGUCUAGACAAACAGUACUCAGGCAAUGCCUUUCCUGUUAAAGCACAGCCCAGUGAUAGCACCCCAGUGAAAGCAAAUAAAAGCCCUUCGCCUCCACCAGAUGGAUCCCCCAUCACCAGCCCUGAGACCAAGACUGUCAACCAUGAGUUGGAGCCGUCCUCUUUGGAAGCACCUGGGGCAAGCAUCCCAAAGUCACCAUCUCAGCUGAGAAAAGGGCCUCCGGUGCCUCCGCCUCCAAAAGUCACCCCUUCCAAGGAGAUCAAGCAGGAGAACAUCAUCAGUCUGUUUGAUGACAAUUUUGUCCCUGAGAUAAGUGUGACAACCCCCUCGCAGUUUGAUGCCCCUGGGCCCUUCCAGGAGGGAGCCAGCCUGUUGGAUCUGGAUUUUGAUCCCAUUAAACCAGAUGCCACUGUGGGGAAGACCCCCACGCCCGCCUCCCAGUCUUUACCUUGGGAUUUAUGGGAGCCUGCAGAAGCAGCUCAUGCAGGUGCUGAAGCAGCUGGAUCAGAAGCAGCAGCUGGAGCCGAAGCAUCUAAAACCGAAGCUGAUUCAGGAUCUGCCUCGAGCUCUCUGCCUGCUGUUGUUGUGGAAACUUUCCCUGCUACUGUCAAUGGCACCGUGGAAGGAGGUGCUUCUUCUGAAAGAGCUGACAUGCCCCCGGGGUUUCUUUUCAAGGUCCAGGCUAUGCAUGAUUACACGGCCACUGAUAGUGACGAGCUGCAGCUGAAGGCUGGGGAUGUUGUGCUUGUGAUUCCAUUUGAAAACCCCGAGGAGCAGGAUGAAGGAUGGCUGAUGGGCGUGAAGGAGUCUGACUGGAUCCAGCAUAAGGAACUUGACCAAUGCCGAGGGGUUUUCCCAGAGAAUUUCACAGAGCGGGUGCAGUGAAAGCCUGAGCCCACCAGCUGCGUUUUCUGCUGGAAGAAAGCAAGUUUUCUGGCAGGUGUUUGAAAAACAGCAAAAUGAAAAGAAGAGAAUUUUAAAGGAACAGAAGCCUAAAAAAGCGUCAACCUCAAGGACGUGUUCUUCUCAAAGGGCAAGGUUUUAGAAGUAAAUUGAAAUUCAAAGCGUUAUUGAAAUAUAUACAUAUUAAUAAUAAGACAAGUCAAAUACCCUCUUCCACCUUUGGUUUAACAGCAUUUGAGUUCAGAGGACUGAUACAGAAGCAACUCAGUGUGGUUCUGUAAAUACUGCAUUGCCUGAAUUAGUGAGAUGUCAGCCUGAUCCCUCAAAAGGCAAUAUGUGUCUAAUGGCUUGAGAGUAGAAGCUCUGUUUGCUCUUGGAUGGGUUCAUCUGUUUUGUCUUGAAGGUGGCUUGCAUGGCAACCAUAAAAAUUCAGCCUCCCCCACCUGUUCAAUUUACAGUAGGUCAAACUUCAAACUAUCUGUUAUGCUGUUGAAGUGAAACAUUUAGUGUAUAGUGUUCACCAAUACAAUGUAUGUGUGUGUGUGUUUUAUUUUCUUUCUUUAAAAUAAUGUUAUGCAAGCUGUGAUUUUAUACAUUUAAAGACAAAAGAAGCUUUGUGGGAAGAGCAUGGAGGAGGUGAAAUGUGUGAAGCUGUGCUAAGUCCAGAGUUUUUCCAAAUGCAGAAACUAGUGUUGGCCUGUGAAAUGCUAAGAGAAGCUGACAAAUUGAAGAAGAGAAACAAGACAAAAUAAGCAGAUGCUGAAACUUCAGAUGGUUCUGAAAUUUAGGAGAGGGAAUCCCCUGCCCCCCCAAACCCUAUGAACAGAUUCAGAAAAGCUUAGAUUGAUGUAGACGGAGGAUAGCUCUGAAAUCUGGCUGGUUAGACAGUGUGCUUUUAAGGAAAGAGAUAACGGAAGAUUUUUUUUUUUCCCCCCUGAAAGGCUAUGUAAGAGAAAACACUGAGAAAAAACAAUCUGCUUUCUGUGUUUUUAAUUGGAAUUGUUAUUUGUGGAAUUGUAUUUCUUAUUUUCCUUUGAAGAAUUCUGUAAGUGAAGUAUUGUUAGAUCAGAUUUCUCCAGUGUUGUGCUGGUGAUCAAGUUAACCUCUAA